Drosophila subpulchrella is the source of this 1129-nucleotide messenger RNA. Its product is annotated as carboxypeptidase B-like. Bases 16 to 1116 code for a protein of 366 amino acids. The transcript has 2 exons. Gene Ontology annotation, biological process: proteolysis. Lineage: Eukaryota; Metazoa; Arthropoda; Insecta; Diptera; Drosophilidae. The record is from RefSeq and is a predicted model, not a curated record. Gene Ontology annotation, molecular function: metallocarboxypeptidase activity; zinc ion binding.
UGUUAACCCAACAAUAUGUCUUUACAACUCUUUUUGGUCACACUUCUUAUAUCUAGAUCCUUGGGGAAUCCAUUCUGUACGCGUCCGAAAUAUCAGACAAAUGACUAUUAUACCUAUGAGGAGAUACAGGAGUAUCUGAAAGGUCUGGCCGAUAGUUAUAGUAGUCGGGUGAUAUUGACAGACAUUGGAAAGUCCUUCGAGAACCGGAACCUCACUACCAUUACCAUAUCGAACGGAGAUGGACGAAAAGGAAAGAACGUGAUCUUUAUAGAUGCCGGAAUGCAUGGCAGGGAGUGGAUCACUCACACCGCAGCCCUAAAUAUCAUCGAUCAGCUGGUUGUGAACUUUAAGAAAAAUAUGGAACUGCUAGAGGACUAUGAUUGGGUCAUUUUACCGCUGGUGAACGCAGAUGGAUACACAUAUUCUCGAUCAGGAAAGGUGUUCACAGAUGAAGCAAUCGAUUGCCGGAGUGUGACAACUUUAGAUCAUGAAUUCAAAUGCUGGCGGAAGAACCGAAACUCCAAGGGAAAUGUUUGCAUCGGCACUGAUCUUAACCGAAACUUUGGUCAUGGCUGGGGCAAAGGACGCUCAUCGACAUUAUCAUGCACUGAAACUUAUAAUGGUCCCUACAAAUUCUCGGAGCCCGAAUCUCAGGCAGUGCAAAAAGUUCUACUCGAUCUGGUAAAGUCUCGACGUGGCAUAUUGUACCUAACGCUUCAUUCCGCUGGAUCCAAGAUUUUGUAUCCAUGGGGCUCGGAAAGAAUCGAUGCCGAAAACUACAAGGAGCAUUUAGAAAUGGCUCAAGCUGGCGUAGAUGCCAUAAGCAAUGGAAAAUUUAAGUUCCCUUCAAAUUACAAAACUAUUCCUUCAUAUAAACUAUAUGUUGCCGGAGGAUCCUCAAAUGACUAUGCUUACAAAAUUGGAUUUGCCCUAUCAAUGACUUGGGAACUUCCGGAGAAAAGAGGAAAUUUAAGCUUUGGAUUUCAUCCGCCAACGAAUCUUAUUAAGGAACUUGUUGAAGAAACUUGGAUUGGUAUACGCGCCACUGCACAGAAAGUCAUCCAAAAGUAUCCAAUACAAAAGAAAUCUAUUAAGAUGGUAAAUAAAAAUAGUUGAAGUAACCUAUAAA